This is a messenger RNA of Coffea eugenioides, 3348 nucleotides long. Its product is annotated as G-type lectin S-receptor-like serine/threonine-protein kinase At4g03230. Lineage: Eukaryota; Viridiplantae; Streptophyta; Magnoliopsida; Gentianales; Rubiaceae. Gene Ontology annotation, biological process: protein phosphorylation; recognition of pollen. The record is from RefSeq and is a predicted model, not a curated record. Gene Ontology annotation, molecular function: protein serine/threonine kinase activity; ATP binding. Bases 29 to 3136 code for a protein of 1035 amino acids. The transcript is spliced from 9 exons.
GCCAACACUUGUUAAUCUGCAAAACCAUAUGCAACCUGCCGGCAUCUCUCUGAGUUUCUUGUUACUUGUAGUACUGGAGACUAGCAACUUCCAAUCAUGUGUGGCAAGAGACACCAUCACUUUUUACAGUUUAUUGCCAGAUGAUGGCACAACUAUUAUAUCCGCUGGGAAAAGAUUUGAACUGGGCUUCUUCAAUCCUGAAGAUAACAUUAAUACUGGAAGAUACAUAGGCAUAUGGUAUUACAACUUGAGUCCAAGAACAGUUGUAUGGAUUGCCAACAGAGAUGAACCGUUACCAUAUGUAUCUGGAUCCUUUGCCAUAGUUGAAGAUGGGAAUCUUAAGCUGUUGGAUGAGAAAGGAAGUUCAUACUUCCAGACUAAUCUUGAAAGCUCUAGCCCUGUUAACAGGACCCUGAAGCUUCUGGAUUCAGGGAACUUGGCAUUGAUUGAUGGGACAUCGGGAAAUAUUCUAUGGCAAAGCUUUGCCGAGCCAACUGAUACUUUUCUUCCUGGCAUGAAGAUGGAUGAAGGCUUGAAGUUGGUUUCCUGGAAGGAUAUUGGCAAUCCUGGAACUGGGAACUUCACAUUUCAGCGAGAUCAAGAAAAUGGACUGCCCAAGAUCAUGAAGGGAAAAAUAGCACCGCACUGGAAAAGUGAUCAAUCAGGUUCUGUUGAACUGCCUUACUCUGUGGCCUUCUUCUUAUCGAAUUUUAGCCGUAGUGUUAAUCAGGCUACUUAUAAAUCUUCCAGUGCAUAUCCUUCAAUAAAUCCUGGGAAGGGGCUAAGAAAUCCGUCUACCUUUGCAAAUACUAGGUUGUUGAUGAAUUCCUCUGGAGAGAUACAAUUUUACAGUCGGGAACAGGAUGGAUGGUCAUUGAUGUGGAAGGAGCCCCAUGAUGCGUGUAGUAUCUAUAACCAUUGUGGUAAUUAUGGUAGCUGUAAUCUCAAAAGUGGGGGUUUGAAUUGUGAUUGUCUGCCAGGAUUCAAGCCCGUCUUUCCUGAUGUUUGGAAUACUGGAGAUUUUAGUGGCGGUUGUGAAAGGAAGUUGGCUAUAUGCAAUAAGCCCCCCAAACCAGACAGAUUCUUGAAUUUGAAGUUGAUGAAAGUGAGGAAACCGGACAUCCUACUUGCUGCGGACAGGGAGGAUACGUGCAGACAGGAGAACUGUCUCAGCGAUUGUGCAUGCCAGGCAUACUAUUAUGCUGCAUUUGACAUUCGAAGUCGAAAUAAUAGUGGCGGAUCUAGUUGCUUGAUUUGGACUUCUGAACUUACUAAUUUACAGGAGGAGUGUGUUGAUGGUGGCCACAAUCUCUCAAUUCGUAUACCAGUCUCUGCUAUAGAAACAACAAGCAGUGAUUGUCAGACUUGUGGUAAAAAUAUAGUACCGUAUCCAUUAGCCACCGGGCCUAACUGUGGCGAUCCUUCAUACAGAAGCUUCACCUGUGAUGAAUCCACAGGUCAACUUUUCUUCUCUACAUCGGACAAUAGAUAUGAAGUAAUUAACAUAAAUAAGGAUGACAGGAGAUUUGUUAUCCAAGUUAAUAGCCUAAGGGCUGAGAAUUGUGCUGCCAGGACUUCAGUAGGCAGAGUUUUGCAGCUUAAUCCGUCGUUGCCAUUUAGCGUUUCUAACUGGUGUUAUAACGAAUCACUCACCUUCAGUGAUCGGCCCUCUGUUCAACAUGAACAAGGAAUACAGAUAAGUUGGGACCCGCCAUUGGAGCCAAUCUGCAGUUCACCAAAUGAGUGUCAGCAUUGGCCAGAUUCAAGCUGUGCUGCAACUGCAAUACAUGAUCAGACAAGGUGUCUUUGCAAUUCCAACUACAAAUGGGAUAACCUAGCCUUAAAGUGCAUUUCAGAAAUUCUGGCUAAUACAAACCAGUCAGAAGGGACAAGGUCAAAAAGUGAAAAUCCAUCAAUAUCGGUGAAUCGUGUCACUGUGAUUAUUGUUACCACAGUGGUUGCUGUAGUUUUACUUGCUGCCACCUUAACCUGUUCCUUUUACAGGAGGAUCAUAGCAAAAAGAAAAGAGACUGAAAAAAGCAUUCCAGGGAAUCCCAUGCCUUACUUGGACGACAGUGAAAGACAAGCUGCAGAAUUGGUUGAUGAAGAUGAUCAAAUUGUUGAUGUACCCUAUUUCAGUCUGGAAAGCAUACUAGCUGCUACAAAUAACUUCUCAGACAAAAAUAAACUUGGAAGAGGAGGAUUUGGCCCAGUUUACAAGGGAAUCUUCCCUGGAGAAAAAGAAAUUGCAGUAAAGAGGUUGUCAAGCCACUCUGGUCAAGGCAUGGAGGAAUUUCGAAAUGAAGUUGUGUUGAUUGCUAAACUACAACAUCGGAACCUAGUUAGACUCUUGGGCUACUGCAUCAAGGGACCUGAAAAAAUUCUUCUGUAUGAAUACAUGCCAAAUAAAAGCUUAGACACCUUUAUAUUUGAUGAAGGACGCUGCAUCGUAUUGGACUGGAACAUGAGAUUCAACAUCAUUCUGGGAAUAGCACGGGGACUUCUUUAUCUUCACCAGGAUUCAAGGUUGAGGAUAAUUCACAGAGAUUUGAAAACAAGCAACAUUCUAUUAGAUGAAGAGAUGAAUCCCAAAAUUUCAGAUUUUGGCUUGGCAAGAAUAGUUCAAGGCAAAGAAACAGAAGCAAAUACAAUAAAAGUUGUUGGAACCUAUGGCUAUAUGUCUCCGGAGUAUGCAAUAGAAGGUUUAUUCUCAGUGAAGUCAGAUGUAUUUAGCUUUGGGGUAAUUAUACUUGAGAUUGUUAGUGGUAAGAGAAACACUUCUGGAUUUUAUCGGUCUGAAGAAGCCUUGAGUCUUUUAGGCUAUGCUUGGAGAUUGUGGCAAGAAAGGAAAGCAUUGGAUUUAGUUGACAAGAGGUUGCUGGAAUCAUGCAAUGGAACAGAAGUCAUGAAGAGCAUAAACAUUGGUCUCUUAUGUGUACAAGAUGAUCCCAGUGAUCGUCCCACCAUGUCUAAUGUUCUUAUUAUGCUCAGUAGCGAAACAACUACUCUUCCAAGUCCGAAUCAACCAGCUUUUGUAGGAAGAAAACGCACUUCUAGUACAUCUGCAUCUUUGUCUAGUAAGGCAGAAACAAUCUCCAUCAACGAGAUGACUAUCUCUGCAGAAGACGGCCGAUGAAGAAAGUGAGUUACAUCUUAUGAAAUUGGAUAAAAAUCGAUACAAAUGAUUGACAUGAAAACCGUUGUGCCCCAAGUCCUAUUACAUUACAUCUAUUUUAUGCAACAUUUUAAUUACCUCCAUCAUUUGUAUAUCUAACUUCUACAUAUUCCACUAUUGACUGAAGUCAGUGAAGUGGGAUGUAGAGAAGUGGUGGAUAAGACUAGCAGAAA